This is a messenger RNA of Ustilaginoidea virens, 714 nucleotides long. RefSeq lists its product as uncharacterized. Bases 1 to 714 code for a protein of 237 amino acids. The transcript has 3 exons. Lineage: Eukaryota; Fungi; Ascomycota; Sordariomycetes; Hypocreales; Clavicipitaceae. The record is from RefSeq and is a predicted model, not a curated record. Gene Ontology annotation, molecular function: protein binding.
AUGUCCUACGUCGGUUUACUCGAAGGAGGUCGAUGGGCGCAGCAUUCGAACCCGGCUGGUCAAGUUUACUACACGAGCCUUGAAUCGCAGGAGAGUCAGUACUCGAUUCCCUCUGGUUGGGAGGACCGCCCCGGGGAUGCCUGGGACUAUGACGACACCUACAUGCUAUGGAGAAACGUACGUACCGGGAGAAUCGUCUUCAUGGAUCCCAAUCCUCCGCCGGCGCGGCUGUAUACCGAGGACAGAAUUGUUGCCACGCAUCUUAGAACGCUUGAAAGGCACCCAGACUCGAGUGAAGCUCUCCAUCGGAGAGCGACAACGGGAAUGCUCAGGUUUCUUUUCAGAAGCGAAGAUGGGUACGACGUCGUCCAGGAAGACAGCAGAGUGUCAAGUACCCCAGAUCACACUGUGUUCAAGGUUGAAUGCAGAGCAAGAGGCUCGGCAUAUGUUUACGAUUUCAUGAUGGUUGAGUGCAAGAGGGCAAAUGAGAACUGGGAAGCAGCGGUUGAGCAUUUAACAAGGCACUGCGAGAAUGCGCAGAACGAGAGUAGACAGGUCUACGGCAUGGUCCAGGUGGGCAUGGACAUCCAGUUUUUCCACUGGGCCAACACGACUUUGACAGCGGUCAGCGACGUAUGUCAUCUGCGAAACAACGCAGAACGUGUCACACAAUGGGCAGAGUAUCUCAAAGCAAAUCCUUGGGCAUUCAUCUAA